Messenger RNA from Caenorhabditis remanei, 1152 nucleotides. RefSeq lists its product as uncharacterized. Gene Ontology annotation, cellular component: axon; cytosol; nucleus. Gene Ontology annotation, molecular function: ATP binding; protein serine/threonine kinase activity. The coding region runs from base 1 to 1152 and encodes 383 amino acids. NCBI's taxonomy places the organism in Eukaryota, Metazoa, Nematoda, Chromadorea, Rhabditida, Rhabditidae. Gene Ontology annotation, biological process: negative regulation of canonical Wnt signaling pathway; signal transduction; protein phosphorylation. The transcript is spliced from 7 exons. The record is from RefSeq and is a predicted model, not a curated record.
AUGAGGGAACAGAGCAAAACGGACGAUAGAAUUCAUGUUCAGAAGAGUGACGAUGAUACAAGUACAAUCCUUUCUCUCACAAAUAUGAACUUUCUGGCGUGUGGUGCAUUCUCGAAUGUGUACAGUGGAACGGCUAUAACUGAAACGAACCAACAGCUGAGCAUUGUGAUUAAAAAAGUUUGGCCUUCCAAGAAACACUCACAGCAGUCAAAUGAAAUUGAGAUUCUGAAAAUGCUGGGAAGACUGAAACAUAAGAAUAUUGUGUUCUUGUUGUAUACUUAUACGAAGCAUCACGGAGACAACAUUUGUAUGGGUCUGAUCUUCGAAUCGAUGCCUUCUAAUCUUCAACAAUUUCUCAGAAAUCAAACCAGAAAAAUUGAUAUAAUUGAAGUGAAACUAAUCACGUGGCAACUUUUCCGUGGACAAGCUCAUAUUCAGAGAAUGGAUAUUUGCCAUCGAGACAUUAAACCACAGAAUCUGUUGUACAAUCCAGAGACAGGACUUCUUAAAAUAACGGAUUUCGGAUCAUCUUUGUACCAACCAGUAGAUCAUCCUCAGAGAAGUUAUCAAGUCACUCGAUAUUAUAGACCACCUGAAUUGAUUCUUGGAGCGAAACGCUAUGGGUGUGAGAUAGAUAUCUGGUCGUGUGGAUGCGUGUUUGGAGAACUUUUGAAAGGUCGAGUGUUUUUUGCUGGGCAUUCGUCAGUUCAUCAAGCAGAUGUUAUAUUCGAUGCGAUUGGAUUGCCAACAAGUGAAGAGAAGAAAGCGAUGCAGGUGGACAAGAAAGUAUCUGAAACGAUCAUCAAUGCGUACGAAUCAGAUACAUCACAUUCAACCGAUAAGUUCACUUAUAUGUAUGAACAAACUGAACUACAACAGGAAAGAAGUCAAAGUCGGGUUAAAAAUGAUAGAAUCAGUACUGCUGACAUGAAAAAAGCAACUGCUCUACUGCGUCGUAUCCUAGUUUACACUCCAAAACUUCGAAUGACUGGACAGAAGUUGUUGACUCACAAGUUCUUCAGUGAGUUAUUCACUGGAACACCGCUCCGAUUCAACGGCAGACCAAUCCCAUGUCUGACAAAGAAAGAUCUUGAAAAAGUGAACAAAGGAGACGUAACAUUGACAAAUGAAUCGAAAGACACUCAGGAAUGA